AGUGUCUGUGCAGCGGGUUGCAUGCGAGCGAGCGAGUGAGUGAGUGUCUGUGCAGCGGCGAGCGAGUGAGUGUCUGUGCAGCGGGUGAGUGCAGAGAAUGGCAGCUGUGAAGAUUCGACCCGCACAGCCUGAAGACUGUGAAGACAUAAUGCGCAUGAUUAAGGAAUUGGCAGAAUACGAGAAGUUACCGGAGCAGGUGAAAAACACAGCAGAAGGGCUCCGACGGGACGGCUUUGAACAGUCCUCGCCCUUCUUCAAGUGUCUGGUGGCUGAAUUCGGAGAUGAAGGCAGGAGAGGCGGCGGCCCCGCGGUCGUGGGCUACGCGCUCUCGUACUUUACAUACAGCACGUGGAAGGGGCGCGCGCUCUAUCUGGAGGAUCUGUACGUCAUGCCGGAGCACAGAGGUAAAGGGAUCGGCUCCCGGCUCCUGGCGGCCGUGGCGGAGUUAUCCGCGUCCCUGGGCUGCUCUCACCUGCAACUCGCGGUCCUGGAUUGGAACAGUCCCGCCAUCGCUUUCUAUCUGUCCCGCGGAGCUCGUGACCUCUCCCAGGAGGAAGGCUGGCGGAUCUUCCGGUUCCUGCCCGACGACCUGAAACGCGUGGCCUCCGGCCCGGACACCUCCGACGGCUGACCCCCGACACGCUACCAUCGACCGUAACGAUUUCUGAACCCAGCGUGACUUACCGGCCUCUGUGCGCGUGGCAGAACGUGGCUACGAUGUGACGUAAUGUAAUCUGCGUUCCAUUAAAUGAUGUCACGCGGC
Molecule: messenger RNA, 763 nt
Organism: Spea bombifrons (plains spadefoot toad)
Lineage: Eukaryota; Metazoa; Chordata; Amphibia; Anura; Pelobatidae
Product: thialysine N-epsilon-acetyltransferase-like
Exons: 8
Coding region: 98-631 (177 amino acids)
Molecular function (GO): N-acetyltransferase activity
Source: RefSeq, a predicted model, not a curated record